This is a messenger RNA of Fonsecaea erecta, 1059 nucleotides long. RefSeq lists its product as hypothetical. The record is from RefSeq and is a predicted model, not a curated record. NCBI's taxonomy places the organism in Eukaryota, Fungi, Ascomycota, Eurotiomycetes, Chaetothyriales, Herpotrichiellaceae. The transcript is spliced from 2 exons. The coding region runs from base 1 to 1059 and encodes 352 amino acids.
AUGGCACAACCAAAAGGCUUCACCAUCUUUGCCCGCGCAUGGACGGCGUCUCCACCCAGAAACACAUACCUGCAUUCCAUCCCCUCCAUGCCGAGAUCAGAGGACGAGGAGAGCAUUGCCUCUUGGUCCGGUAGUGACGGCACACACACCCCGAGCUCCUUAUCAUCGUCCACGACCACCGUCUCCGUCACGUCCGCGCCCUUGACAGACAUGGCUACGAUCAAGCCGGCCCCUCGAGGGAAAAUCGACUUUUCUGUCCUGGAACACGUCUUCGCAAAGGAGACCGCCACCGAAACUCCAAGCUCGUCUCCCCUGUGGUACAUUCUGGCCACCGCACUCCUGUUGGCCUUCCACAAGGAAAAGCUGAUUGGAAAGCUGUGGACGUAUCUGAGCCAAAGGGAGGUACGUGCACACGACGCAGAAACGGGGCAUUUGCUCGCCACGGCCCGACGAAUCCGGGAGGCGUGCUUGAAAGCCAGUACACUAGUGGGAUUCCCCAGGGCCAUCAACGCGCUGCUCGUCCUUCAACAAGCCAUCAAGACUACGCACCCGGCCCUCUCCAGCAUUCUGGAAGCAGACGCGUCUCUCCGCGCUGCUGGUGGUGACCCAGCAAACCCAGAAGCCAAAGCCGCGCGGGGCAUGCGCCUGUUCCAGCGCAUCUACGCCCAGCACAGCCCGCGCGUGCUGGCGGCCAUGUCGGCCUGCUCGGGCGGCGACCUGACGCACUUCGCCAUCACCUGCAUCUACGGCGAGCUGCUGGCCGAGGACGCCAUCAUCGGCGACCUCGACACCGGCCUGCUGGAGUUCGUCUGCUGUCUCGCCGACGGCUGCGCCCCGCAGGCCAAAGGCCACUUCUUCGGGGCUGUCAAUCUGGGCGCCGCCCCGGAGACGUUGCGCGCCGCCGUGCGCCUCGCCGACCAUCUGGCGCGCCAGGUCCGGGCGGAGAGGCCGUGGACGGGUGAGAAAGGCGAAGGGGAAGGCGAAUGCCAGGAGCUGGAGCUGGAGCUGGAGCGGGACCGGAGUGAAUGGAAGUUCUUGGAUCGCGUCAUGGUCGUGUAG